This is a messenger RNA of Mirounga angustirostris (Northern elephant seal), 3564 nucleotides long. RefSeq names its product zinc finger protein 396 (gene ZNF396). Bases 234 to 1247 code for a protein of 337 amino acids. The record is from RefSeq and is a predicted model, not a curated record. The transcript is spliced from 5 exons. NCBI's taxonomy places the organism in Eukaryota, Metazoa, Chordata, Mammalia, Carnivora, Phocidae.
AGGGCCCUCGGGCGCCAGCCCUCCGCGAGCCGGCCCGCUGGAGGAGGGGUUUUGGAGUGAGAGUCGGCCCUCUGCGGAAGGACCCGGAUUCGGGGCUCUCAGCGAAGCCUCCGCUCCAGGGAGCCGGUCUCGACCCUAGAGUCUGUCCCGGCCCACUAUCGUCCGGUCUGCUGCUCCUUCUCUGCCCUGGGACCCGGCCUCCGGCCUCUUGACCACGCAGCACCGUGGUCCAAAUGUCUGCAAAGCUGAGCAAGUCAUCACUCCUUCCACAAACUGCAGAGGAGUCUGACAGCAUUCUGAUAGUGAAGAUGGAAGAGGAAGAGCAGGCCUGUGAUCUGGACUCCAGCCUCCCCUGGAGCCGCUCCUGCAGCCCAGAGACCUUCCGCCAGCGUUUCAGGCAGUUUGGCUGCUCUGAUUCCGCGGGGCCCCGGGAGGCGCUGAGCCGGCUCCGGGAGCUUUGCCAUCAGUGGCUGAGGCCGGCGGUGAACUCCAAGGAGCAGAUCCUGGAGCUGCUGGUGCUGGAGCAGUUUCUGAGCAUCCUGCCUGAGGAGCUGCAGAUUUGGGUUCAGCAACAUAGUCCAAAAAGCGGCGAGGAAGCUGUGACCCUGUUGGAAGAGCUGGAGAAAGAAUUUGAUGAGCCAACUGAGCAGGUCUUUUUUGGACAAAGUGAGGACAUGCCUGCAGAGAAGCUGAUAGCCGGGGAAAUCACUCAGGAGCCCCCACGUAGCCGGAUCAAGCCCGGAAAGCAGCCGCUGCCAUGGGCAUCCCCAGAGUUCCGCUCAAGACAAAAAGCUAAAGACCCGAAAACUACAAAUGUGAAUUCAGCUUUGACGCAAAAGACUUCUCCAGGCAUGGAGCUGCAUUACACCGUUUCUAACACCCUUCCUGUGGAUGCUCCCCAGAGUUGCACGUACAGAAGAGGCAGUGAACAAGAUGGCAAGUUUGAAAGAAGACAGAGAAACCCUUUUGGAAAAAAACAACACAAGUGUGAUGAAUGUGGCAAAGUGUUCAGUCAGAGCUCAGCCCUUAUCCUCCAUCAGAGAAUCCACAGUGGGGAGAAACCUUACGCAUGUGGCGUGUGCGCAAAGGCUUUCAGCCGGAGUGCCGUCCUGAUUCAGCAUCGAAGAACGCACACUGGGGAAAAACCCUACAAGUGUCAUGAAUGUGGCAAAGCCUUUAGUCAGAGCUCAAAUCUUCUCAGACAUAGGAAAAGACACACGAAAGAAAAAGUCCCAUCAGUGUUGUAAGGGAAUCAAAGUGUUUGUUCAGAGCUUUUUCAGCAGGAGAAGACACAAAGCACAAACACUCCUUUAGUAUUUCAGUGGGCACUAGUUUGCUUUCAAAAGUCAUAAAAGCUACAGGAGAGAAUGUAAAAUAUCUUCUGUCAACGUUGUUUGCUCUUCUGCUUAUCAAUACAGUGUCAAUUCAGAUGUUUGAGAUUUUUGUGAAAGCUUAAUUCAGAUUUCCAUCCCUAGGGCAGCUCUUGAACAGACAUUCUCAAACAUGUUCUAUUUCCAUUACUAACACAAAUAAUGAACUAGAACAUUUCUUUUUAGACAAAUUUUCCCUGUUGAGAAGGAAUGUGUGAGUUACUCAGGAUUAAAAUAAGUAUUUUCCCCCAUUCCAUAACUUGAGCAUUGGAGUUCCCAGACCAAAGAUUAGAGCAUUUAAAAAAUUUGUACCAUUUGUUUUUUGUUACCAGACUCAAAAUAUGAGAAUAGGAUUGAGGAGGCCCAAAAGAAUGUGUACCUUCAGACCAAGGCUGAAAUGUCCAGAGUCAUUGUUAGGGGGUAGAUGAGUAAAGGCAUUUAAUCUCUUACGAAAAUUCACAAAAGCCUACACUAUUGAUGAUACUAAGUAGUCUUUUUUUUUUUAAAGACUUAUUUUGAGAGAGAGAGAGUAUGUGAGUGGGGAGAGGGGCAGAGGCAGAGAGAUUCUCAAGCUGACUCCCCUGCUGAGCGAGGAGCCCACAACCCUGAGAUCAUGACCUGAGCCAAAAUCAAGAGUCAGAUGCCUAACCAAAUGAGCCACCCAGGCGCCCGCUAAGUAGUUUUCUAUGUAGGAAAAAAAAAACCUUUACAAUGUAAUCUGGAAAUACUUCAGUGAAAACAGCAAGAUGGCUCUACACGUCUUAGGUAAGGGCAUAAACAUAAGGAAUGUUAUAAUAAACAGGGCUAUCUAUGGGUGCUUGUAUAAAGUUCAUGAUCAUGUUAAAAUGAAAAGAGGGGCGCCUGGGUGGCUCAGUCAUUAAGCAUCUGCCUUCAGCUCAGGUCAUGAUCCCAGGGUCCUGGGAUCGAGUCCCUCAUCGGACUCCUUGCAAAGCAGGGAGUCUGGUUCUCCCUCUCCCACUCCCCCUGCUUGUGUUACCUCUCUCGCUGUGUCUCUCUGUCAAAUAAAUAAAAUCUUAAAAAAAAAAAAUGAAAAAAGGGAGGUGAAGAAAGACUGUCCAAAUAAGACUGAUAGAACACGAAUAUGAGCAAGCGUGGUCUAUAAUGGAGAAGUGUGCCACAGCUCACAUGGAGAAGGAAACCCUUAACCAGCUGACAGCUCUCCUUCAGUGUUCUUCAAGGCCCCUUUUCUGGCAUAAAUCAGCUGUGAGCAUAUUUCAGGCAUCUCAAGACAACCAUUUUCAGGGUCUUAUGCAUUCUCAGUAAGGUUUGUUUCUAGACAAGCUGUCAAGACACCAGCCCCUGUGUUUUGACACUCUUGUCCAAAUUUCUAAAGUUUAGUUUGAAGAGUCCACUGAGUUUUGCCCAUAUUUAAGUUAGUCAGAUUUCCUGUUUAAAAUGACUGACUUCUAUGUUAUUGCAAUUAUUCUGACAGUAUACAACAUGAUGUUCCCUUUUCUAGGUAUUCUUGAUAAAACUGUGUUACAAGAAUACAUGCAUUAAAAUGUGUUCUGUGGUGCCACAGUUACCCAAUAUGAAAGCAAACAUUAGAAAUGAAAGUCCUUGGGAGAAGGGAAGAGGGGGCUUAUAGUGAACUUUGGGAUCCUUGUGAAGUAUAAACAUUGUAUUAUCAGAAAACCUAACCACAUCUAGUGCUUAGAGUAACUGCAGAAACAAUUAUGGGAUUACUGUGCUCUACUUAGAAUAUUGAUAAUGUAAGAAUGGUAAGGGGAGAAGUGAAUGUAAAUUGUAAUUACAGAGUUUUCUGAUAGCGAUUAUACUUUGUAGCUCUAGUGAAUAUUAAUAUAUAGAGGGUUUUGUAUAUUUUCAGUUAUUAAAAGUAUAGGUAUCUUUGGGUUCAUUCUCUUUGUAAUUAAAGGAACAAGCCAUCUAUGAAAGCAGCAAAUGCCUCAGAUAUGUGUAUUGUGAAUUAUUGCUUAAUUAUGGAAAGACAGAGUUUCUUGUUACUAUGAAUAAAAUGACAGAAUCUCAAAUCAGGCAUUCUGAGGGAAGUUGUCUUCACUUCGUGCUGCCAUAAACCUUAAGAGAUUGCAUUCUUUGCAUUGUGAAUAAUCUGAAUUUCUCCCGCAGAAGGUGGUGUGAGUCAUAUCAUCUAAGUACAUGACAAAAUCUUUAAAGGGUAUUGCUGUGUCCUGGGAGUUAAUCAUGAACUUAC